GCUCCGACUUCUACGAGGCGCAGAAUGGCAAGGUUGAGGCGCGGGCGCACGGUUCAUCUGCAUUCAUGCCAGAGCAGCCAAAUGAAUGGGUCAUCUUCCAGGAGCUCGGCCAGAUGGAAUCCACCUACCGGCUCAAGCUUGUCUCCCCCAUCGGGGCGCUACCGAUGCUUCUGCUGGGUGGCGAAGGGCGGCUUCUGAUCCAGGGGGGUCAGGUCUCCUUGCUCGAUGGCUGGGUCAAGUUCCAAGCCGACGAGGGUACAGCGAGCCAGGUCCAGCGAGUACGUGCCUCGCUGCAGUCGGCGUUUCAGAACUUCUGUGCCAAUCCGGACCACAUACCCAACGCGCAGACAAUGGCCUUCCUGGACCAG
Symbiodinium pilosum is the source of this 368-nucleotide messenger RNA. The record is from the annotation of a GenBank genome assembly. NCBI's taxonomy places the organism in Eukaryota, Dinophyceae, Suessiales, Symbiodiniaceae.